AUGCUGUCUUUUAAUUCUUAUGAACAAACUACACAAACAUUUAAUAUUAUGAAUGGUCCAUCGAUAACUUUAAAUCAUGUCUCUGUUCAAGCAUCAGUACAUAUUGAUGAUAGUUUUCAUCAAGAAAUUCGACAGAUCCUGAAAAAAGAUUUACCGACCACUGUUCGAAUUACACUUCUGUUUACACCAAACACGAUUAUUGAGCAACAACUUCAAUCUUCAGUAAAUAAAGACAUUAAUGCAAAAAUUCUCAAAUCAUUGAUACCACUCAAAUCUAAUAAAAAUGAAAUUAUUCCUUCUGGUUACGUAUUCAUUGGUCUUGGAACACACCAAUCCACAGGUAUUGGAAUGCAUGUUUUCAGUCAUUUUAUACCAACGAUCGAACGUGAAAAUCUUGACUUAGAAAAUCCACAUAUCUCAAAAUGGAAUCAAGAACUUUUAUUAUCAACUGGACAAAUUGCUCGAUUUAUUUAUGAUCAAACAAUGAAUAGAAAUUCGUUUAUUAACAACAAACAAGAAGCAUAUCGUUUCAUUUCGUCAUAUUCAUUCGAACCAUCAGUACCAAAUAAUAAAAUUGGUGAUGCUAUUCUAUCAGGAUUUUUUCAUACGACUAAUGAACUUUUUGUAUCUGUGCAACAAUCACCAUCGAAUUCUGAAAUUCGUUCAAUUUCAUCUAAACAAGCUUAUCUCGCCCAUUCACCGGAUAUCUAUACAUUUCUUACACUCCCACUCGUUCCUUAUAAUCUGGUUGAAACGAAAUUCUUUAAACAUCUUGAACAAUUGAAAUUAAUUGCCGUUGUAAAUCAUACAAUCAUUGAAAAAACAAUUCCUGAUACGGUACUUUUAUUAGAAGAAUUCAUUAAUUUAGUUCGUUGGUUGUGUAAGAAUAAAACAUCUCUUCAACGUAUAUUUUCAUCAAUAACCUAUCGUGAAAAUAUAACAUCAUCGAAGAUCUCAUUAAAAAAUAUUCAGUAUUAUAUAAAUAAAAAUAUAAUUUCAUCAAUUCUUCCAUUACCAUCUAAUAUUUUACCAAUAAAUGUAUCUAUUCGAUUUUCAUCGAAUGAACUUGAAGGAAAUUUAUCAUUGUCGAAAUAUAAUUUUAGACAGUUAGUUGAUUUCUAUUUAUUGAAUAAACAACAUUAUCUUCUUCGCAAUGCUGAUACAUCUCUACAAGUACUUAAUCUUAUUUGUCAACAGUCAAAUCAAUUUUGUGACUCGGAAUGGAAUUCAGUUAAAUCAAUACUUUCUAAUAUUAAAUGUAUACCGACAACACAAGGUAUGAAAAUACCUAAUCAAUCAUACAUUCCAUCGACUAUUCCUUUAUUACCUGAAGUACCGAAGAUUACAAUUAAUCUUACUAAUGAUAAUCAAAAUUCAAAGAAAAUCAAUAAAACAUAUCAACAAUCGACUGAUGCAUCAAGUGAUUUCGUUUCAAAAGAGUUUCUCAAACAAAUUGGAUGUUGUACUUUUCAUUUACAAUCGUUUAUCGCUGCUCGACAUGCAUCAUCCGAUGAACGUAUCGAAAGAUUGAUUCAAGAAUUAAUCGAAGAACGAAGCAAUAUGACUGAUAUAGAGUUUGAGGCAUUGAAGCAAACCGAAUGGCUUCGAGGAACAACAAAUAUCUACUAUAUACCAAGACAACUUUGUUUUCCAUCAGUUGCGAUCGAACUCAAUUGGCCCACAUUACUUGUCAUUGAUUGGCCUGAUAUUAAAUCGACUUCACAACAAUAUCUUUUUCUCAAACAACUAGGCGUCCGUGAAGUACCUGAUCUAUCACUCCUAAUCGAUCGUAUUUCUCAAGAACACAAUGCAAAGUCAUCCAACGAAAAGAAAAAUCAACACAAAUAUCAAUUACCCAAAGCACUUUCUUAUUUCAUCAAAUAUUUUCAACAACAUUAUUCUUCAUUAUGGACCACAGCACAUAUCAAUCAAUUGUUUCUUCCAUCUCGCUCUCCUACAACGAUUACAAAUGAUGAUGAUGCUGAUAAUAACAAUAAUCACAGGAACAAUGAAGUCAUUUUAUCAAAAGCAGAUCAACUAUUUCAAGAUGAUAGUCCAUUAUGUAACACAUUGUUACCUCAAGUCAUGGAACUUUUCUCAAAAUAUUCUUUCGAUAUAUCAAGAUUCAACAUAAAAAAAUCUCCUUCAAUAGAUAUUGCUUUUCGAUUAUUUAUGGAGAGAAAGAAUGAAUUAUUGUUUACAAUCGAAUCAACAAGAAAGAUUUUUGCUUAUCUAAAUCAAAUUUAUGAAUGGAAUGAUAAAUGUUUCAACGAAUAUGUUAGUCGAAUUGAUUUUAUUCCUUUACAAGGAAGUAAAAUACUAAAGAAACCAUGUGAAGUAUUUAUUCGUUCGGAUAAUAUGAUAUCAGUUGAAAGUUCAAUAAACAAUGUGGAUACAAGUGGACUGAUCGAUUAUGUAGAUUUUGGUGAGGAAGGAAAUAGUUUUGUGAAAAAGGUUGGUGUUUGUUGUUGGCCGUCAGCAUCGGUACUUGCUCAACUUCUUCUCGAUCGACAAGCUAAUUAUUUUGCUAGUUCUCACGGUGAUAGUAACAGUAUAUCUGCUAAAUAUCAAGUCUAUAUUACUUUCUUGGAAGAAUUGGCUACUAAAGUAUCUAAAUUAACAACACCUAUAAAGAACCGAUUACAGAAUGAACCUUGGUGUGUUGGACAUAAAAACCAUGAUAGUGAAUGUGGAAUAUUUGAAAUUGUGAAGCCAAGAGAAGUUUUUUUAGACGAUCAUUAUCUAUGCGCCAAAAAAUUUGAACCUUUAUGUGCGCCAUACAAUAUUCAAAUUCAGAAUUUAUACGAACAAUUUGGAUCACCAUGGUUAUCUAUUUAUGUUAAAAUAACAUCUAUUCCGAUCGGAAGAACAAGUCAAUCAAAUCGUAGUGAAGAAUUACGGCGAUCAAUUUCUCAUCGCUUCCCAAUACUAUUUGUCGACAAUCAUUUGGAGCAAUUACCUGGUAUAGAUGAAAGUCAUCUUAAACUUCUGGAAACAACUUUAUCUGUUUAUGAAAAUGAUAAUAUACGAUGUGAUUUAACAUUUCAAGGAAAAACUAUUAUACUUCAACCAAGUGAAAGUAUGCUAUGUGCACUUAUCGUCAAUAACGACAGGGUAGCUUUAUAUUUGCAAGCGAAUGUACCGGAAACUGAAUAUUUAGAUGUCGCAACUUCACUUGCUCAAUUUGUGCUUCGAAAACCAUCUGACGAACAAAUUUCUAUAAUAAAAGAUAAGCUUUCCUUGUCAUUAGAGAUACUCAAACGACGCAAUGUACCUGUGAAUCAGUUGAUAGAACAGAAAGAGAAGCAACUAACAUAUGACACUAAUGAAAUCGAACCAACGCCCUCCGCACCGACUAUGGAUAUUGAUAAUGAAGCAGAAGAGAUAGAAGCAAAUGAGACGUCGAGUGAGAAUUCUUCGGAAGUUAAUACAAACAAAUAUAAUUCAAAGUCAAAUGAUAAAGAGCCGCAAUAUGAUCAAGAAACUGAAUCAGACUUUACUGGCAAUUCAGCUAAUCUUCAACCAGGAGAACGUCAUUAUCAUUACGAGGGUGUCGAUGAUUUUGGACCUCUACAUCGACUUGACGAUACUUUAUUACGGAACAUAAUUCAUAACUGUCGAAGAUAUACAGAAAAAACAUUUACUCAAGAAGAUAUGGAACCAUAUAUUGAGCAUACAUGUGAAACAAAUCCUUCUGUCUAUAGAACACGUUAUAAAGAAUUGUUCCAUUCAAUUCCUCUUUAUAUCGAACAAGGCAUAACUGUAACAAAAGAUAUGCUUAAGCAAGCUAAUCAGCUCGCAUGGGUUCUCAGUAAUCUUGCACAAUAUGUCUUCGAAUUACCCAUCAAUACUUUUCAUCUCUUUCGAGAUAUUAAUGGAUGCCAUAUCGCUUUCAACCAAAGCGGAUCUCUUUUCUUUAAUCUUCGUUAUUUUGAACAAGUUUAUGCUAACAAACUUGCUGCUUUUCAACAAAAUCCAACUUCAUCGAAUAAUAUCGUGCAGACUAUUGUGAAUUUUUACUACAUGACAGUGUGUCACGAGUUAGCACACAAUGUUGAACACUCACAUGGUCAAGCAUUCAUUGAACUUCUCGCAACUCUCGCUAUAAAAUAUAUGAGUAAAAGGGCUUCGUUCCUGUAA
Molecule: messenger RNA, 4140 nt
Organism: Adineta steineri
Lineage: Eukaryota; Metazoa; Rotifera; Eurotatoria; Adinetida; Adinetidae
Source: the annotation of a GenBank genome assembly